UGAACCGACAGACGGAGUGGGCGCGUUGCUGAAUCGUGCCUCAGUAUCGCUCCGACCGCCGUCGACUACGGUUCAUUCGUUGCUCCGAUGUAUCCUCGUUGUGUCGUGGUCGCAUAAACCCUAAACGAACCUCGGUGCGAGUGAAACGCGACGCGUACGACGAGAUAGCAUCGGGAGAGCAUCGUUCGGAGUGGUGUCGAUCGAACGAAUCCCUAAUGACAAUGGGCUAAACCUGUGCAUCGAUUCUCUCGAUAGAAGUCCGACAGAGGCCUAGUCUCGACCGGAUCUGGGUCAAUGGAUUAUCGUAAACGUAUCACAGCGACGCGUUAAUCGAGAACUUGAGUUAAACUCGAUGAAGCGUUAACAGCAUCCGACGGUGGUGACGAUAUAUUAAACGGCGUUCCGGGGCACUGUAAGAUGAGCCCUGCCUCCCAAGGCGUCGUAGAGGUGGAGCGUUACAUCGGCAGUUGCCUAAUAUCCUCGAAUCGAAGGCCAGGCUCGCACAAGGCGGUCGUGAAGCAGCAAGAGCCUUCGUUACACGGAAAGACGCGUUGUUACGGUGGACAGAACCUGAUAAACACCGGCGAUCAGGUGCAAUAUGGUCCCGGCGAUUGGACAGGCGCUCCUUUGAUAUCCAUGACUAGCCCGCGCAGAUGUAAUCAGAGGUCGGUUAGCCUACAACCACAACCACAACAACAGCCACAGGCUUGCGAGGUGUCGACACACCUGCCCAAGAAUCCACUCUCCAGGCUAGCCAUUCACACGCAGGGAGCGCCGUUGAUCUUGGCAGGCCGGUUUCCCAAUCGCAAGAUACAUAACACCGUGAACGGCAUCGCCAACGCGCUUUGCAACGCAGCGGUUAGCAGUUACGUUUACGGCAAUGGAAACAUGCUGAGAUGUCCGCCGUCCCGGCCUCAGAGGCACACGGCGGACCACGCCAAGAAGCAGCAAGCGAGUUCGAAGUCGGACCUGUGCUCGAGCAAAGAGACCGUAGCUGUGGUCGCGAUGGGAGCCAACAUCGCCAACAUCGAUUCGUUGAGCAUCGCCAGCGACGAGAGUUCGGGAUCGAACAACUCCGAGAACAGCCUGCCCCGUAUAAUAAAGCCACGAAAGCGCAGGAAGAAGGACAGGAAACCGGUGAACAACUUGGUCGCUAUCGACGUUGUUCAACAGGAGGACCAGCAACAAGAGCCAGCGUUGGCUGUCGAGCAACCGAACUUGAAACCGUACGUGCCGGUCUGUUACGAGCAGCGUUUCGAGGCCUUGCCUCAGAUUAGGAAUCACAGGAGGCUGCCGAUCGGAAGGAAAAACGUGCUGCACGGUUGCAGGGCCCAGACGCCCGGUAUACAGGAACCGACGGACGUCAAGCAGAAGCAAACGCACCGGCAUAUGGAACCGAACGACGCCAGGCAGGAGCAAACACACCGUCGCGUGGAACCCACCGACGCCAGACAGAGGCAAACACACCGGCGCAUGGAAGCUACCGACGCGAGGCACGAGCACGCAGACCGACAUAUGGAAGUGAAAGUGCCGGACGACAACAGACUAGUGGAAAUUCACACGGUUCCUUCGAGAGGUCACAGACACGCUCGCCAGCCGACCAACAACCUUCCGAUGUUUCCGCAGGAAUACAGCGUGCUGGCAGGGUGCAGAAACAACAAAGAGGGGUUAGGGUCGUGCCAGUGUCGGUACUGCGACCCCUCGGGAGUUAUUUGGGACGUGGAUCAGAACUGUUACUCGCCCUUCUUGACCUCGAGUACCGGCCACUUUCCUCACGUGCCGUUUCUCGCCCGGCCGACUUCGCACUGCCGCAAUCAGAGCAUAGAGAGGCUUAGCGGUUUGGUCCACGAGGAAAAAGAUCCCGGGCCCGGUGUUGUUCUCAGACGCAGCUGGAGCGACCCUACCAGUUACUUCAGCGAGGACAACAUUGGCGCUCCUAGCAAAGACGUUGGUGUGAUCGGUGACCGGUGGCAGGGUGACAGUGGGAAACACAGGACGCUCUGGCACGGUGACACCAGCGGGUUCCUGGCGAAUAAUCCGGGACUGGGGACCGAUAUGCCGAGCAACGGUUUCGUCUGCCAACGGCAGAAGGGUCUGGAGGUCUCCACGGAGAUCAUCACGUCGCCCAACGGUCACAGAGACCUGGAAAUUAAGUUCUAUUCGCCGUCGCUGAACGCCAACGCUCCCGACGACGAGAAAAUCCUCUUCGCCGAGGAAGCGGACGACGACGAGGAGGAUUUCAGCGACAUUUGGAGCUAUCACGAGUCGAAGUUGCAGCAGGAUUUUCGCACGUUGCUGCAAGCGGAGGAAUGAACGCGAACGAGAAUUUGUGAUUGUGGGAAUAUCGAGCGACGGCGAUGAGAGAUUAUGCGCGAGUGUGUGAAAAAGGUGGUACUACUGGAAGUUUGAAUCAAUUUGAUCGGCUGGAGAAUAAAAUCGAGGGAUUAUGUGAAACGGAAAUUUCGUGCCGAGUCGAAAAUAUCGAUCGGUGUCGUUUGUUACGUUACCGUGUGGUAGCCGAGUAGGCUGUUGCGCGCGACACGAGACAUGUCUCAUCGAAACACGAACCACUGUGUGGAGUAAUACGAUGGCCCGAUAUUUUUCUUUGUAUUUAAAUAAACACGUAAGAACGUGUGUGUCGCGCUAUACGUCGCACGUUUUACUUUGUGCAAACAUCCGGGGAACACGUAGAGAAUCGUUUCGGUUGAAACGUGCUUCCUGGAAGCCACGGAAAUAAAUGUAAACGAACGAUAGCGUGUUAUACGCAAAAUAUCUUUGCGCGAUAGAUCGAUAAUUUGUUCAUAUUCUGCGAUAUCACGUUUCUUCUGUAAAACUUCAACUACAAAUUUUCUAUCGAUUCGUACGGAGUUCUUAAAUAAUUGCUUGCAUUUAAAUACUCGUUGGAAAUGUACUACUGUACGCUUCUAACGAGAAACGUGUUUAUUUGCAAAGUUAUUUUCCAGGGUAGAAAUAUUCUGGAUGAAAUUGAGCUCGUUUUUGGAGAUACGAGUCUCAAAUGGAAUAAUAUCUUCUGUUUACACUUUUUCCUAUAAUCUCCGCAAAGAAAUCGUUCCAAGAAAUUUAAACGCGUUUACGUAAAGUAGGACAUGCGUAUAGGAUCCACAAAAGAAUGUUUAUUCUUACGUGUAUCUCUAAAUAUGAACGAAAAACAUUGGGCGCAUUUCUCGUGCAGCUGGAGAUUGUUCGCAAAAGUCUUGGACGAACCGUUCUACGUUUGCAAGAUGGCCCGAUUCUACGGCAAACAGAUAUAGGUCGCGUUAGAAAACGUAACGGCUCAUCCAAAAUCGCUGUUCGCUCGCCUCAAUGUAUCUUAUGCGUUUGAAAAUGAUCGUUGGGAGUUUACGCAAGUCUCGCGUUAGGUUCGAGGUUCGUACGAAGAGGGCGCCGUCCCCUACUAAAUUGUAUACCGGUGGCGCCAUUUACACGAUCGGACGAGUCGUAACUGUAUUCGCUUUAGUCGAAGCACGUCGUAACCUACAAAACGUAACACGCAACGUAACGAGCCGACCGACCACGUUUGCGAAUAGAUCGGCUCGUUCUUGUCAAAGAAUUUUCCUUGGUCUUUCGGACCAGCGUGAAAAAAAACAUUACGUAAUUUGUCCAAGGGUUUCCAAACUUGGCUGCACCUUACUUGCGACGGACCUAAAAUUUUUUAAUUUCUUUUAGAUAAUCCUGUAGAUUUCGGCGAGAAAAAUCCGGAAAUGCUAGUUUUAAGGCGAGGAAUCGACUAGUUCAGAAAUUAUGAGCAGUUAAAUGUGGCAUUUUACCGUAUCUGACCGACACUUUCGGCGCCAUGUUGUCUUGUAGCCAUACCCUGUCGGUAAAACAGAUUCUCGGUGAUGACGGACUACAUUAUGUACCUAUACGUACAUUUGGGCCUAUAUUUUCGGGAUUUUUUUCUAGAGUACGAAUUCAACUUUUGAAUCGUCUGUCAAAUACGGUCAAAAGGUUCACCUUCAACUGCCUU
Hylaeus anthracinus is the source of this 3988-nucleotide messenger RNA. RefSeq lists its product as uncharacterized. The record is from RefSeq and is a predicted model, not a curated record. The transcript has a single exon. Bases 418 to 2313 code for a protein of 631 amino acids. NCBI's taxonomy places the organism in Eukaryota, Metazoa, Arthropoda, Insecta, Hymenoptera, Colletidae.